Klebsormidium nitens is the source of this 1152-nucleotide messenger RNA. The record is from the annotation of a GenBank genome assembly. NCBI's taxonomy places the organism in Eukaryota, Viridiplantae, Streptophyta, Klebsormidiophyceae, Klebsormidiales, Klebsormidiaceae.
AUGGCGGUCAUCACCCCAUUCAGAGACAUCGACGUCAACCAGAUCCAGAUCUCGGAACCGAAGCGGAAUGCGUCCGGCGGUCUCCUGGCCAACGUGACCUACGGCCGGGGCGGUGGGCCUCUCAUCUUCAAGUCGCCCAAGAUGCCGUGCCCCUUCGGCAUCUCGGAAUUCACCGACAAGGACAAGAACGUCGGCACGAAGUGGAGCCUGAGCCUAUCCUUCCGCCACAAGGAGACCAAUCAGGACGUGGCCGACUUCUACGACAAGAUGGAGGAGAUCAACGAGAGGAUGAUCGACCUGCUCCACCAGAGCUGCGCGCUGUGGUUCCCCACCAAGAACUACUCCCGAGAGUUCGUCGGCGAGCUCUUCAGGCCGCUCAUCACGCCCUCCAAGAAGGCGGAGUACGCUCCCACCCUCCACCUCAAGAUCACGGAGCGCGUGAUGACCCAGAAGGACGGAAGCAAGACCAGGGAGCUCUCGGACGUCUUCAACACCAGGAAGGAGCGUAUAGACGCCCGCGACGUCGCCAAGGGGGACUCCGUCAUCGCUCUCAUCACCCCCGGCACGGUGUACCUCGCCGGCAAGAAUGUGGGCAUGACCCUGAAGAUGCAGCAGGCGGUCCGCUUCCCCUCGACCAACAUCAGGGGCUGCGUCAUCGACGUGAGCGAGAGCCCCUCGGCCCCGUCUGCUCCGGGCGGCGACGACGAUGCGAUGGACGACGCGACGAGCCCGGCGGCGGAGGACGUGCAGUACGAGGAAGGGGAGAUUGCGCCGCAAGAGGAGACCUCUAACGACCGAGAACACAAGCUCGCGCAGAUCAAUGUGGUCCCGCGUUGGCUGCGAUCGGACGCCGAUGAGAUGGCGCGAGUGUUGCGAGAUCUGGAGGAGCUCCCCGGGGCUAUCCGGCGCGCCAAGCAGGAGGGCAUCGCAUCCCGCGUGAUCGUCGUCGUAGAUGGCGCUAACAUCCUCUCGUACUUCGACGAAGCGAAGGUCAUCUUGGAUGCGCUGAUGGAUAGGCACGCAGACGAGGCCUUGGUCGACAAGGUGAUCGUCACGAAUGCGAACGCAGAGACUAAGCUGCAGUUCAAGCUCUUCGCGGCCGCCACGCCGUCCCUACGCGAAGCGUGCGCGAAGAUAACAUUCGUUUCGUGA